AUGGAUGUUGAAAGAACUCAAUCAUCUCACAAGAUUGCCAAGGCAACGGGUCAACUUCUUAGCAAACCGAAAAUUAUCAUAUUACCGACAAUCAAAUUGUUGGUCGAAAAACUAAAACCAGACGCGAAAACACCAAAGACGGAAAAGAAAGCCACCGUUAAAAGCACCAACAAAACUGCUGUAGAGAAACCAAGCAUAAAAACUUGUGUGCCCCACCAAGUCAAAGCUACUCCUGCAAAAGAAAAGAAGAAGUCAAGUAAAGCAGAAGCUGUGUCUCAGGCGGAGAAAAAAACGAAUAUAGAGAUAAUAAACAUGCUGAGACGACGAAGGUCUAGAAUUCGUAAAGCGAAAUCUAUGGCAACAACAACUACAACCACGACUGAAGGAACGACUGUGCAGGAUAGUACGGAAGAACACAGUAGAGAAAGCACUGAGAGUACAAUAGAACCGAUUGCGCACAGUGUGGGCUCAAAAAAAGACGGAGAGGAGAUAAAGCUUCGUCGAUGUGAUUCUGUGAGAGGAAUAUGUCGAAGUCGAACAUUCGCUAAAGUUGCUGUCUCAAAGCAAUGUGAAGGAGAUCUCGAAGAUCAGGUGUAUUACCAUGGUUUUCGGCCCCGAAAGGACGUCGCUGGUUUACUCAAAGAGCCUGGUGAUUUCAUUGUACGUGCCACAGAUUCUCGGCAUAAACCAGAAAUCGUAAUAUCGGUGCUCAGUGAUAAGGGAAGAAUGUUUAAUCUUACUGUAAAAAACGAAGGCGAUAAAUGGCAGCUAGGGGUGCUUCGAAAAAGAGGUAGAGCGGUCCCACGAUUUUCAAAAAUUGCUGAACUCGUAGAUUAUUACUCAGUACACCGUUUGCCAGGACGUGCGAAACUGAGGCGCGGUAUUCCAAGACCAUCCUGGUUGAUAAAACAUGAAAAUGUAAAUUUCGAUCGUACAAAGGAUCUCAUUGGUACAGGAAACUUUUGUCACGUUUAUAAAGGGACUUAUAUGAGAACCGCGGAAGAAAAAUAUGUCGUUGCGAUUAAAAUGAGCCACGAAGGCCAUGGAUCGGAGAAAGAGUUCGAGGAAACGAAAACGGCAAGAGAUUCAAUGCUUGCUGAAGCGCAUAUGAUGAGCUAUUACGUGCACACUAAUAUCGUUGAGCUUUAUGGAGUGGCAUGCGAUCAUCCUCCGGUACUAAUCGUGAUGGAAUUUUGUCCAGGUGGUAAUCUUGAACAACACCUCCUAACACAAAAAGAUCGCAUAGAAGUAGGAGAGCGGGUUGUAUACGCCCUUGAGGCUUGCCGUGGCAUGGUGUUUCUCCAUAAAAAGUCUUGCAUUCACCGUGAUCUAGCUGCAAGAAAUUGUCUAAUAUCAUCAAAAGGGCAAAUCAAAAUCUCUGAUUUUGGUCUUUCAAAAUUAGCUGAUGAGUUGGAGAAGAUGGACGAUGCAGUGAAUGAGCCAGCUCCACAAAUACCUUUGCGGUGGAUGGCGCCUGAGUCGCUAAGACGGCCAAUGAAAUUUAGCAAAAAAUCGGACGUAUGGUCGUUUGCCGUUCUCUUGUACGAGAUUUUCAAUCAAGGAGAGAAACCAUGGAAAACUGAGCCAGCGAAGAAGAUUGCCACUAUGAUUCGACGGUGUCAGAUGCCUACGUUUCCUAAGCAAGCUCCAGAAGACAUAGCCAAGAUUGCAACUCAGAUUUGGGUAGCUGAUCCUGUUGCUAGACCAGCAAUGAAAGAAGUUUGCCGUUCUUUAGCACAAGUGUGCAAAAAGUGCAAACCACCACCGCCCGAAAAGUUUACUUUGAACAGUCUUGAAGGAGUAGAACGCCCACGGAAGGUCGUUGGUCAAGCUUCGAUGGAGGAAAGUGGCGAUAUCGACACUGAAGCCGAUACGCGGAGCGGAGAUGAAUCCCUUUGCACUCGCACCUCACGACCUGUACGGCGUCAACGUUCUAACCCUUCUCGGCUCGUAUCAAGUCAAAGAUGA
Cylicocyclus nassatus is the source of this 1968-nucleotide messenger RNA. NCBI's taxonomy places the organism in Eukaryota, Metazoa, Nematoda, Chromadorea, Rhabditida, Strongylidae. The record is from the annotation of a GenBank genome assembly.